Messenger RNA from Chiroxiphia lanceolata (lance-tailed manakin), 3025 nucleotides. RefSeq names its product tyrosine-protein phosphatase non-receptor type substrate 1-like. Bases 282 to 1790 code for a protein of 502 amino acids. Gene Ontology annotation, cellular component: plasma membrane. The transcript is spliced from 8 exons. Lineage: Eukaryota; Metazoa; Chordata; Aves; Passeriformes; Pipridae. The record is from RefSeq and is a predicted model, not a curated record.
CCCGGCCCGGUGCCCACGGGCGGCGGCGGGGCCGCGGGUGCGGGUCCGUGUCGGUGCGUUGCGUGUGCGCUGCCCGCCCGCCGCGGAGCGGCGAGGGGGGGGAGGGAGGAGGGGGAGCCCGGCCUCCUUCCUCAUUUUGGGGCUGAGAACAGCGAUUUGCUUCGCCAGCUGCAGUUCUCAUUUUUUUUUAAUUAUUUUUUUUUUUCCCUACAUAUCAAAUCCAGCCGCUGAGCCGGGCGCGGGGCCGCGCUGUGAAGCCGCGGGCUCCGCUCCCCGCACCGAUGGAGCUGCAUCCCCGGGAUCCCGGCCGCACCGCCUGGGCACUGCCCUGCCUGCUGCUGCUCGCCCUGCCCGGUACAGGUGCCCAGGGGGGUCAGGACUUCAAGGUCCACCAGCCCCAGGACAAAGUGUCGGUGAAAGCGGGGGAGACGCUCACCCUGAACUGCACCCUGUCUGGAUCCAGUGAACUUGGUCCUGUGAAGUGGCUGAAGGGCUGGGGCAAUGGGAACAGGACCAUCUAUGCAGACACGGUCUUUGCUCCCCGUGUGACGAGAGCCGUGAAUGGGUCAGACACAGACUUCACCAUCCACAUCAGGGAUGUUCAGCCCGAAGAUGUUGGCACCUAUUACUGUGUGAAGUUCACCAAGUCCCUGAGCGGUGAGGAUGUGGUGUUUCAGCGUGGAACUGGCACAGAGGUGUCUGUGCUCGCCCAACCCUCCCCCCCGAUCGUGUCUGGGCCCAACCAGAGAGUGGGGCCGGGGCAAUCGGUGGCUUUCAACUGCACGGCUGGAGGGUUCUUUCCCAAAGACAUCGGCGUGAAAUGGUUCAAGGACAAGGCCCCCAUCUCAUCUCAGCUGCCCCAGGUCACUGAAUGGCGGGAGAAAUCCUACAACAUGUCCAGCAGUGUGACAGUGGUCCUAGGGGAGGGUGACGUCCCCUCACGGCUCAUCUGUGAGGUGCAGCACUCCGCGUCACAGACCCUGCUGCGGGGGAUGUACCAGCUCAACAGAGUCCUGAGAGUUUCCCCCAGUGUGGAUGUGAGCCCUGACCAGACGAGCCCCAUUGAGCUGAACAAGACUGUGAAAUUCACCUGCCACGUGAAGGGCUUUUACCCAGCAAAUGUGGCUGUUUCCUGGCUGGAGAACGGGAUGAAGAUGAAGGUGCAGAACGACUCCCGGCCAUCGCUGUUGCGCCAGGGCUUGUUGGAGCUGAGGAGCCAGGUGGAGGUGCAAGCAACAGAGGAGAGGAAUGGGUCCGUGUUCACCUGCCUGGUGGUACACGAUGGUCAGGCGCCUGUCAACCAGUCAGCCAUCCUGUGGAUCGCCAGCCCGGAUGAGAAGGGACCAAGCAAGUGGUCCCAGAUAAAUAGUGGCAAUUUGCUCAUCUAUGUUGUGGUGGCCGUGGUCUGCUUGGUGCUGGCCCUGCUGGUGGCUGCAAUUCUGUACCUCAUCCGGACAAAGCAGAUCAAGGCAGGUAAAAGCUCACCAACUGCCAGGUUACAUGAACCGGAGAAGAGCAGCGAGGCCACGAUGCAGGAAUCCGACCCCAACAACCUGACCUAUGCAGACCUGAACUUUGACAAGGAGAGGAAGACCAUCCGCCGCAUGGUGGAGAUGGGCCAGCAGUCGGAGUACGCCUGCAUCCAGACCAGCCAGGCACCCAACGGCGACGACAACCUCACCUACGCUGACCUGGACAUGGUGCACCUCAGCAAGGCACCCAAGCGGCCGGCCCCGCGCCCCGAGGAGGCCAGCUCCGAGUAUGCCAGCGUCCAGAUCCCCAGGAAGUGAGCAGUGGCUGCUGGGACCCCCUGUCCCGUGGGGGGCAGCUCUGCUCCUCCCCGGGAGGGUUCUCUUGGAAGCACUGGGAGUGAUGUGAAGAUGUGCUGCGGUACCCGUGUUUUAGGAUGGAAGUGGAGCCCGCAAUACUGUGGUGGUCAUCUCCCAUCCACAGAGACCUGAUUUUUGGGGCCAGCUUGGUCUUAGGGCUGCCCGCUCCAUCCCCUUGGGACCCCCCCUGGGGGUCGCUCAGCCUCAGUGUGCGGGGUUUGCCCACGAGCGGGUUCAGCCAGCGGAGCAGCAGCUCCUUGGGAAGCUCCAGCUGGGCUGAGGGGACAGGUACAGUGCCUCCACACCAGCUCUCAUGGGGAUGCCACUGCCUGGCCCACGGCUCCCCGGGACCAGCAGGGCCCCCCACACUGCCUUCUGGGGCUCUGCCACCACGCCUGGACACCACACUCUGGCUUUAAAGGAAGGACCAAAGUGUCCGCCUCUCUUCCCAAGUGUCCCUUCUGCGGGACCUCGGUCUCGCCCCAAGGCCAAGAGGCUGGAAGGCCAUCGAGCCGAGCCCCCACCCUGCUGUCCAGGGGGGCUCCAGGUCUGGCUCCCCAGCACCAAGUAUCCUCAUCAUCGUCAUCUUCCUCUGCACAGCCUUGCCCUGCACCGGGACCCACCAGCACUGCCCCAGGCUUGUACAAAGUGUGCGGGGUCCCCCCAGCCUGGCUCCCCCCGGGAGCUCCCCGCAGGUACCAUGUAACAUGUUUUGACUGUUUGACAUGUAACUGUUAAUUUUUAGAGCUGAACCCCCCCGAUGUUUUUGUGUUGUACGUGGGUGUACUGCUGUGUACUUAACACUAGAAUAAGAUGUGCGAGAUUAAGACCGAGGCCUCAGUAAAAAGACCCUCCAACCCCUACAGAGUUUAUAAGAGACUUACAUGCCCCCACCCCCAGCUCUGUUUUGGGGGCCAGGCAGGCUCCCCCCAGGCCACUCGUGGGGACAAAUGUCUUCCAUGUGCCCCCUCUCUGGGCCAACAUGCGGGGUCUCACCCUGUGUUGGCUCCUGCAGCAGAGGAAAUGUGUGGGGCUGCCCCCCUGGCUGCUGGCAGGGGGCUGGGGGGAGCUGGAGGUGCUUUGGGAGCGAUGUGACUGCUUGUACAGAUUUUUCGUUUGUUUCUUUUUUUUUUUUUCUUUUUGCUUGCAAGAUAUUUUUAUAAUAAAAGUGAAAAGUCCUGUGCUGCUCCCCCACA